This is a messenger RNA of Caenorhabditis bovis, 333 nucleotides long. The record is from the annotation of a GenBank genome assembly. Lineage: Eukaryota; Metazoa; Nematoda; Chromadorea; Rhabditida; Rhabditidae.
AUGGGCAUAGAGACCCAGGAGGAAUUGGACUAUGUGAAGCAGCUCGGAAAAAAAUGGUAUCACAUUGGCGCGAUUCGGAAAAACGGAUGCAUGGCGAACAAGACAGAGCUUCUGAAGAUUCCUGAAUGCUCAGAUGACAAGAUGUUCAAAUUCAUUGAUGGCGUCACAAAAGGAACGUUCUUGUGGAACAACCACUGGUAUGCUAAUAAUCCGGAUUCAUUCUACCGCUAUGAAGAGUUCGAAAGUACUGUAGCGAUAUACAAUGGAUUGGUGGGAGAUUGGACAAUGCAUGAUGUUCUUCCUGGAGCUCUCUGCGGUGUCGCACUAUGUUAA